AUGACACUCGAAUCUACACUAAGCCUACACUUUGACGAUGACGAUGAUGGCGAUGAUAAUGGUGAUCAACAUAACAAUAAUAACAAUAGUAACAAUAGUAAUAAUAACAACAAUAAUAGGGUAGAUACAAAGAAGGAUAGACCUGUGUUUAGAACACCUGUAUUGUCUGGAUCUAUUGCUUGGGAUGGUACAAUGGCCAGUGCAAAGGAUACUAGUAGUAACAACAACACUAUUGAAAUGACUCCAGUCGUCAAUGCUUCAGCUUCAUCGUCGAUGACCAACCACAGUCACCACCGACAUACAUCACCUCCAUCACACAAACAAAUAGCUACAAUGACCAAUGGUAGACCUCGAUUUGCCGAACCUAUUCUAUCAAUGGAUCCAAAUACCCAGAGGGGUGGAGGUGACAUGGAUGCUAGUUUAAUGCCAAGUGGAACGAUGCAACCAACUCAAUUGUUUAGAGAACCUGAUAUGGAUGAAUCAUCGGUAUGUCAAAGUAAACAAGAACGUGGAAUGUGUAUUAAAGAUGAUGACAAUGAAGAAAAGAAGGAAAUUGUUAAACCAAAUAAUACAUCACCAACAUCAACAACAACCAAUAAUAAUAAUAAUAAUAAUAAUAAUACUACACCUGGUGGUAAUAAUAUUAAUAAUAAUAAUAAUACAUCGACGACAUCAACGACAUCAUCAACUGGAAAGAAUGUAUUGAAUUCAAGUUCAUCAAUGUCAACUCAUGAUACUACAAUGACGAAUAGUAGUAAUAUAUCAUGGCAUAUUAAUACAUCAUCGACAGAAUAUUUAUUGGAUGAAGAUGAAGGUGUACCUGAAACACCACCAGAUCAAUUAAAACGUUUGAGUGAUACUUCGAUGUUGGUAUUGGAUCAACCACCCAUUCGAAUGCAAAUAGAAGAUACAAUGGUAUCAGAGUUUAAAAGGGAUCAAUCAAAAGGUGUUGAUGAUAUGAUUGAAGGAAGAGGAAAUGGAAAUGCAAGUGGAGUUAAAAGUAAAAGUGGAAAUGGAAACAACAACAACAACAACAACAACAACAACAACAACAACAAAAAGGAUCAAGAUGAUCAACCAAAUAGUUUGGAUGCAGUUGAAUUUAUUCAACCUAUUCAUCAACAAAAUGACAAUGAAAGAUAUUAUUCUUUUGAAGAAUUAAAUCAAUUAAAAAGAAAGAAAUCUUCAUCAUCCUCAACAACAACAACAACAACAACAACAACAAGUGAUAAAAAUAAUCAUCAAGAUGAAGAUUUAGUUGAUGAAGAUUUUGAAAGUGGAUUUAUUGGAAAGAAACAAAAAUCAAAUGAUGGAUUUAUUAGUACAAACAAAAAGACCAAUGGUGGUGGAAGUGGUAGUAAAAAGACACUAUCUUUUGAAUCAGAUUCUUCAGCUCCAUCAUCAUCAUCGACAACUACUACCUCGGCUUCAUCGACUGGAAAAAAGAGAUUGUCAACCGUACCAUCAUCAACGACUCUUAUCAAAGGAUUAGACUUGGAUGAAGUUGAAGCACCUUUAGAACCAUCACCUCCAAGAAUGAAAAAGAAAAGGAAAAGGAAAGAGAAAGAGAAAAAGAAAGAGAAAAAGAACAAAAGGAAAAGGAAAGGAAAAAGAUUGAAAAGGAAAAGAAAAGAGAAAGAGAAAUGGAAAAAGAAAGAGAAAGAGAACAAAAGGAAAAAGAGAAAGAAAAAGAGAGAAACAGGAAAAAGAAAGAAAAGGAAAAGAAAAAAGAGACAACAAGAGGAAGAAGAAGAAGAAGAAGAGGAAGAGGAAGAACAUGAAGUGGAAAAUGAAGAGGAAGUUGAAGAGGAAGUAGAAGAAUCACCAAUUAAACCAAGAAAAAAGAGUAGUAAAAAAUCGCUCAAGAAAAAGGAAAAACGAGUUGUAGUGACUGAUGAUGAUGAUGAUGAUGAUUCAGAUGAAGAUAUUGAAGUAUCAGAUCAAGAAACAACAACUAAAAGAAUUCGGGUUGUUUUACAACCAAAAAAAAAACAUGGAAAAAAAUCAAAAAAGAAAGUGGAAGAUGAUUCAGGAGAUGAAGAAAUGGAAAUAGAUCAAUCAAACCAAACAAAUGGUGGUGGUGGUAAUGGUGGUGGAGAAGAAGAUACUGAAGAAGAAGAACAAAUUGUAGAGAAAAUAGAACCACCUCUACAAAGAAGAGGUACACUUAUGAAAUCACCAAUUGCAUUUAAGAAAUCAACUUGGACCAGUGCACCAUCUCAAAGUUCACAACAAUCACAACAACAAAAAUCAUCUUCACAAAAAUCAUCAUCAUCAUCAUCACAAAAAACACAAAAAUCAAUCAAAUCAGAAUCAUCAAUUUUUAAAGGAUAUAAUUUCCUUUUAACUGGUAUACCAGAAGUUGGUGAUCCUGAAAUCAAUAUAUCAACAUUGGUAUUAAAAUAUGGAGGAAAGAUAUUACCAGUACACGAUUUUUUCAAGGCAUAUAGUUAUAGGAGCAAAGCAAACCAAAGUAUCUAUUUAAUAUUAGCAAGUGAACAACAGAAAACAUUCAAGUAUCUAAGUGGCAUUGUUCACGGUAUCCCAUGUAUCAACAAGAAAUGGGUAUUAGACUCUAUCGAUCAAGAAGAACCACUCCCCUAUAAACCAUAUCGUUUACCUUCAGGUUAUUGUUUAUCAAAAGACCAAAAUGUUUUAUUAAAACAUGGAUCAAAUGCAAUUUUAUCAAAUACAAGAAUUGAAAUAUUUGCAGAAUCUGUAUUUUUGGAGGAAUGGACUACACUGUUGAAAUCACUCGGUGCCAAGGUUGUAAAAAGAAUUAUUAGUGUAAAUGAUCGUGUUGAUAUAGUAUUGACAGAUGGUAAAAAGAUUUCAAGUGUCCUAUUAAAAUAUACAAAUGCCAUGAAGAUUCCGGUUGUCACGACAGAUUGGGUCAUUCAAUCAAUCCUUGAAAAAACUAAAUUACCUUAUAAUCAACAUCCAUCUUUUAGAUUUAGAUCGGAAUUUGACAAUGAUAAUGAUAAUGAAAUUGAAGAUGAAAUUGAAGAUGAUGAUAAAUAA
Cavenderia fasciculata is the source of this 3021-nucleotide messenger RNA. RefSeq lists its product as uncharacterized. Gene Ontology annotation, cellular component: nucleus. The coding region runs from base 1 to 3021 and encodes 1006 amino acids. The transcript is spliced from 4 exons. Gene Ontology annotation, biological process: positive regulation of transcription by RNA polymerase II; DNA damage checkpoint signaling. Lineage: Eukaryota; Evosea; Eumycetozoa; Acytosteliales; Cavenderiaceae. Gene Ontology annotation, molecular function: histone binding. The record is from RefSeq and is a predicted model, not a curated record.